Molecule: messenger RNA, 2701 nt
Organism: Dendronephthya gigantea
Lineage: Eukaryota; Metazoa; Cnidaria; Anthozoa; Malacalcyonacea; Nephtheidae
Product: glutamate-rich protein 6-like
Exons: 13
Coding region: 278-2548 (756 amino acids)
Source: RefSeq, a predicted model, not a curated record
GCGUUGCUAAGUUACCGUACAUCGACGCAAAAAGUAUAUUUUGCUUAAACUUGUGGGAAUCUUUUUGUUUUCUAUUCUGUGGUUGAGGUAUGCUUUAGUAAAUAAAUAUAUGAGAAUUCACUUUUUACAUGGUUUUUCAUGAUAUUUCAAAAAGGAUAGUGUUAAUUUUUGAAACGGUUGCCGUGGUUACCAUUGACAUGUAAUAUCCAUAAAGAGACGUACAUGAUAAACAAAUGAACCGAUCAACUAUUGGCCAAAAAUAUUUUGUUGGAUUGACAUGUUUACAGAUGACAUAACUGGUGAAAUGCGAGAACAGUCAGAAGCGACAUGUAGUGGAGAUGCUAGCAGAAGGUCUGAAAGAAGAGAUUUACAAGAACAGCCAGACGAAAGACCCUCGUCAAUCUAUUUGCAGCAUAGUGUUAUUCGUAGAGGUAGACGAUCAUCCGUCUCAAGUUUAGCGGGUUCUGGUAGUGAUCCAAAUACACCAGAUCCUGAUAUUGAAAAUUCUUUGGCCUAUACGUGUACAUCAAAAAGUAAAACUUUGAAAAGGACAAAGCGGGAUCUCCCCCCGGAUGAACCAAUUGGAGUUCAAGAACAAGUUACAGUAGGUGUAGAUCAUCCUGGACUAUUUCGAAACAAACUACUUACAGCUGCAGUGAAUAAUGCAGAAGAAAAAAAGCUGCUAAGAGAUCAUACACCUGAUAGUAUGAAAAUGAGUGAUUCAAAUUCCACAGUAAGCUCGGUAGAUAAUACAAGCAUGCCGGAUAUGGAAUCUUUUGACCAAGACAAUAUAGAAGAAAAAAACCUAUCAAUAGAUAACAGUAGACAAUCAACACCUGUCAAACAGCAAUCAUUUAUGGAAGAUAAAACUGUGAAAUCUGAGUCAUACCUAUUAACAAACAAUAUUCAACCAGAAGAUAACUAUCUACUCAGAGCUCAGUCUGCUCCAGUUGAAGUUGCUUCUAUAUGUACACAAACUGAAUGGAGUUGGAUAGAGGAUAUGCAGAAGCUUGAAGAAAUAAAAUCAGAAUUGAAACCCACCCAAAAGAUUGCAAAUGAUGCAGUUCUAAAUGAAAACACAGAAGAUAGUGAAAAAUUCUCAAAUAUCAAAAUGCAAGAAAAAAACAAAAUCAUCCUGGAUUCUGAACUUGAGGAUGAGUUGUUCAGACCUCCAACAGUAGAGUACAGUUCUAGUAGUUCCGAUGAAGAUGAUGAAAUCAAUACCUUUGAUAAAGAAUCGUUUUUACCAAGUAUUGGGCCACCUAAGAUUUUACAAUAUAUUAAAGAAUCGGUGAAUCCACCAUUUACCAACGAGUUUCCCGGUAAUGAGGCGGAGGAUGUCCGUUCUGACGAUACUAAAGGAGAUCAUUCAUGUGCAUACUGCAGGGCUGAAGUUUUGGAUAAAGUUGAUGUGGGACAACAUGUAUCUUUAGCAGAAGCUGCGAAGAUCGAAUGCCCUAUUUAUCACGAGCAUGUUAAACAACAAUCAGUCCAUAAAGAAGAAGAUGAUGGUUUUAUGAAAGAUGAACUUAUUGAUGUUCGACCACACCCACCAUUUGGAACAAAAGCUGCGAGAAAGGCAGCCAAAGAACGAGCUGCAGCAAGAGCAAGAGAAAGAGAGGUAGAAAGACAGAAAGUAUCUGGGACUUCUGUAAACUACUAUGCAAUGACUCGACAGAUGAAGACGUUGACAUAUUCUCUGGCCUCUUCCAAAUGUAUGGAUGAUGGUUGGACCGUGCGACCGCUAAGUCCUGUCGGAACUGAAUCUGGUAAUCAUUUGGAACCUUUUGAGAUCGAAAUUAAUUCCUCAAGGGCGCAGCGAAGGGAAACUUUUAUGGAAAGAUUUUAUCAGAACGGCAAUAGAUUAUUGGUUCUUUUCCCUGAUGGAACUGGCUGCUGUUAUUACCCAAGUGGUAAUCCAGCAGUUAUUAUAUCGUCCACAGAGAAGGGGAAAUACUCCUAUAUUCUUCAGGAGGAUACAGAUGAACACAGUCGUGAUAAUACUGGAGUAUUGGGAGUCUUUGAUCCGACUGGACAUGGUUCUUGUUAUUAUCAACAAAACGGGAAGCUUAGAAUGGUCCUGACUCCAUUUGGAGGAACGUUUUUUGACAUAAAAGGUGAAAAGAGAAAGAAGUGGUUCUGGUAUAAUAUUACUGGUAGUUACGUUCAUGCACCCCCAUUCCAACCAAUCACGUUUGCCUGGUCUAAAGAGUUAUCAUUACGAUGUAUGGGGCAGGAUUACAUAAUCAUAACAUUCAACCAUGGCCGUCACACUAUCCGUUUUAAUGUUGGCGCCAGAUUAAAGCCUGUUGUAAAAAAAGUGAAACUGCCAACGGAUGAGGAAUAUUACGAGAUUCAAUUAAAAGAAAUACGGAAGUUUGUCAAUUUGCUGAUUGAAAGAGUUCAGACGACUCUGCGAUUUCCACAUUCAAAUCGAAUUAAAAAACUUCCAAUGCCUGAAAGAAGGAGCAGUAAACCACUGCCGCCUACGGAGAGUAGAAUAUUUGAUACUUCCCCUGAUGAUAAAACUACUGUUGUAGUUAAUUGAACUUUACAUAAUUAUAGUUUUACAUGCUACAAUACUUUAUAUAUAUAUGUGUGUAAACAACACUAAUGAUAUAGUGUAUUUGUUUGUAAAUAGUGAUGUAAAUGCAUAUGUAUAUAUAAUGCUUGGAAAGUGCUAUUAAACAAUGAACUAUUA